This is a messenger RNA of Triticum turgidum subsp. durum (durum wheat), 1014 nucleotides long. The record is from the annotation of a GenBank genome assembly. NCBI's taxonomy places the organism in Eukaryota, Viridiplantae, Streptophyta, Magnoliopsida, Poales, Poaceae.
AUGGGUGUGGCACCAGGAAGCAAGGCAGAGAGAAAAGCUGCAUUAGAUGCUGGAGCAUGGAUGUUCAAUGUUGUGACAUCUGUUGGUAUAAUCAUGGCCAACAAGGCCUUAAUGGCUACACAUGGUUUUAGUUUUGCUACAACGUUAACUGGGCUGCAUUUCCUAACCACGACCUUGAUGACAUCAGUAAUGAAAUGGUUGGGAUAUAUUCAGCCAUCCUACUUACCAUUGCCAGAACUAGUAAAAUUUGUCUUCUUUGCAAACUUAUCAAUUGUUGGGAUGAAUGUUAGCUUGAUGUGGAACUCUGUUGGAUUCUAUCAGAUUGCCAAGUUGUGUAUCAUUCCAGUUUUGUGUUUUCUAGAAAUCCUCUUUGACAAAGUUCGUUACUCAAGAGAUACAAAGCUCAGUAUAAUGCUUGUCCUAGUUGGCGUUGCUGUGUGUACUGUAACUGAUGUUAGUGUGAACUCUCAAGGGUUGAUAGCUGCAAUAAUAGCAGUCUGGAGCACUGCACUACAACAGCAUUAUGUUCAUCAUCUUCAACGGAAGUACUCGCUUGGCUCAUUCAACCUCUUGGGUCAUACUGCUCCUGCUCAGGCAGCGUCGUUGUUAAUACUUGGUCCUUUUGUGGAUUUAUGGUUGACUGACAAAAGAGUUGAUACUUUUGAUUAUACCAUGGUAGUUACGUUCUUCAUUGUAUUGUCGUGCAUAAUUGCUGUUGGUACCAAUCUAAGCCAGUUCAUAUGCAUCGGACGAUUCACAGCUGUCUCGUUUCAAGUUCUAGGCCACAUGAAGACUAUUCUUGUGCUGACCCUGGGUUUUUUCUUCUUCGGGAAAGAGGGCCUUAAUUUCCAUGUCGCACUCGGCAUGACCAUAGCUGUUAUUGGCAUGAUUUGGUAUGGGUAUGCGUCGUCCAAACCAGGAGGCAAAGAGCGGCAGGUUUACAUACCAAUCAGCGAGAAAACACAGAAGCACGGCAUACUGUCAUCGCAGUCUGAGCUUGAUCUGAAAGUCUGA